UACCACAUUCUCAUCUGUCCCAUUCAUCAAUCCCAAAAUAUCACAUUCACCUCACCGGUCACCAACUCGAGCACUUGCCCACCACGUGCCAACACAAAAGCAGCCCCUCCAAGAAAGAAAAGAGAACCCUCUCUCCGUCUCCCACACUCAAUCGUCAAACCCUAUCUCCUCUGUUUCUCUCUCCUUUUGUUUCCUUUCCAUCGAACCAGUAUUCUCUCUCUCAACGAUAAUUCAUCGAUUCUUCGGAUGAAAUCCAACGAAAUCUUCGACUCUAGGUUUUUUAUAACCUCAAAUUCAAGCUCAGUUUGAUGUUACUUUCAAUAAACAAACCCUAGAAUUUAUUGUUCGAGCAUGGAGGGCCCUGCGGAGGAUCUCGGAGCCCCACCGGAUUCAUGGGAGGUCGUCGACCUAGACGCGAGCAUGAAGAAAUUGAUGCUCUCCGGGAAAACACUGUCGUCCACUUCUCCUCCUGAGCUUCCCGCUUCAGCUACGAAUUCGGCUUCGUUGGCUACUUCAACUUCGGCGUCAUCUGUUGGUGUUUCAGAGGAUUUGAUUAACUCGGUGGAUCAGUUUCUUCGUGAGGCUAUACAAAACCCUCGAGAGCGACUCUCAGUUCUACGGAUGGAGCAGGAUGUUGAGAAGUUCAUUCGGGAUCCUACUCGACAACAAAUGGAGUUCCAGCAGCUGCCUACUUCCUAUCUGCGGUUGGCUGCACAUCGUGUUGCCCAGCACUACUCACUGCAGUCAAUGGUUUUGUUGGACAACAAUGUACCUGAUGGUUCUGGUUCCAGAAUUAUUGUCCGCAAGCCUUCUGAAUGUCAGCUUCCUUUAAUUCGUCUGGCAGACAUUCCUGUAAAUUUACCAACAGAAGAUAGUGGUGCCACAAAGGUGGCAAUUAAACAGAGGCCACAGAGACGGUCACAGGUUGUCAACAGUGCCAAUUCACAUUCCUUAAAGACCAAUAAUUCCAAAAGUGUAGAGGAGAGAAAGGAGGAAUAUAACAGGGCUCGUGCACGGAUAUUCAACUCUAGCAGUUUUAGUGGGAGUUCUGGUGUGAAACCAGAAAUUGAACAAAGGACACAGGAUAACAUCCAACGUGUUUCACUGGGGCUAUCAAAGGCAGAAGAAAAAUCUGUUCCAGGAGGAUCUGAUGUGAAUAUUGGCAGAGGUUCAGUUGAUUCUUUAGCAGGUAGCAGUAGAUUAGCUAGAAAUAGGACAGAGGAUCCAGUUGGUAGGUUUAGACCUAAUAAUCGGGUGGCUAUCUUCCGGGACCGUGAAGUUGACCGCAAGGAUCCUGAUUAUGACAGGAAUUAUGACAGAUAUUUGCAAAGAUUUGAUCCUGGGUUUGGGUUCAAUGGAGGACCAUAUACCAUACAGCCUAUGUACUCUCCUGCAUUGAACUACAACACUGAAUUCCCACAACUUGGAUCUGCUCAUAGGCCCCCCAUUUCUACUGAACAUCAACCGCGGCCGCUCCCUCAGCAUCUACCUGGGUCAUGGGCUGCACCAUCAAACCCUCUUGGAUUAGGAUAUGGUCCUCCUGAGACCAUGAUGACUCAAUUUAGUCCUAAUCAUGUUGUUGGGCGAUCCACUUCUGCUUUAUACUUGCACUCCACUCACUAUCCUAGUCAGCUCCCUGGAAUGCCCUUCAUCCAUCCUCAUGAGCAGGGUCACCAACCCUUUUCUCAGUCUCAUCAGCUACAACCUGACACAAGUUUUGGAUUAGCCCGGCCCCGGUAAGGGGCCUGGGCCAUGCCUGCACCCUGCCAGAGUGAGGUCAAGCUUGGAAUGUGGCGUUUUGCUAUAAGUGUGUGGUGCAUGUAUCACAACUGGCAAGGGUGCAGGCAUACCGAGGUGGGCUGAAAUGGACUUUAAUCUCGCAGACACCAUCUUUUUCUCAGCCCACCACUUGCGGUUUCAACAGAGCUUCUUGCAUUUAUGUUGAAGCUCACUGGUCCUGGCAAUGCAAUUGUUUGAAUGAGGUCCCUGUGUGCUUUGCCUCUGACGAAGAUGACGAAGACAAAAGUAGGACGAGAAAUUACCAGAGCUGGGAACACAUGGCCUUUGUUUGGAUGAAGCGCACCAUAAAGCUCCACUGGGAAUAUGAUUUGAAGAAUGUUUCAGGAAGUUGCUGCCUUUUGAGUUUGGCAUAUGGGAGCCUUGGUGUGACGCGAACUGUCUUUCAACGAAGCUCUGGUCAUCACUUUUUCUUUACAGCAAAAUUAGUCUGCCAAAAUAAGAUAGUAAACCACAUGAUGUAUCCUACAAGUCCUUGUUUUGGUCUUUAACUAUGUGUUUCUUUGGGUAAGUAGCCUUAAACUGUGUGACGGCACUUUCAGAUAUUUGGACCUACGUGCAAUGCACUGUCUUGUGCUUCUGAAGUUAUUCUCUCUCUCUCUCUCUCUC
Ilex paraguariensis (yerba mate) is the source of this 2406-nucleotide messenger RNA. The record is from the annotation of a GenBank genome assembly. Lineage: Eukaryota; Viridiplantae; Streptophyta; Magnoliopsida; Aquifoliales; Aquifoliaceae.